This is a messenger RNA of Cydia splendana, 1742 nucleotides long. RefSeq names its product organic cation transporter protein-like. Bases 23 to 1741 code for a protein of 572 amino acids. Gene Ontology annotation, molecular function: transmembrane transporter activity. Gene Ontology annotation, biological process: transmembrane transport. Gene Ontology annotation, cellular component: membrane. The transcript has 7 exons. The record is from RefSeq and is a predicted model, not a curated record. NCBI's taxonomy places the organism in Eukaryota, Metazoa, Arthropoda, Insecta, Lepidoptera, Tortricidae.
AAAAUAAUAAAGAUACAAUAAAAUGGAGCAGUGUCCGAAGACAGGCGUAGAUUUAAAAAAGAAUCUAGCGAACGCAACGGAUGAUGAAAGUGCCUAUGUAAAGGUGGAAGAUGAAACGAAGACUGGAGUAGAUCUGGACAAGAUAUUAGUGGAGGAGAUAGGAGAGUUCGGAUGGUUCCAGGUCAGGACGAUCGUGUUGGCAGCUCUAGUCGUCAUCUUCAGUGGGAUAGCGUCCAGCGAAUACGUGUUUACGACGGGCAGGAUUAACACGAGAUGCCUCAUCCCCGAAUGCGAAUCCUCCGACCAGCCGGCCGAGUUCUCUCCCUCGUGGAUCCUGAACGCCGUCCCGGCCUCCGGCAGCUCGUUCGACGGGUGCCAGCGCUUCGCCAACGUCUCGGCUGGCGGUGGGAGCUCUGCUACAUGCCCUGCUGACCUGUUCGACAGGGAUACCCUCGUCGAUUGUGAGGAACACGUUUAUGAGAACACGGAUACUAUUGUGUAUGAUUUCGGAUUGGCGUGUCAGGAAUGGAUGCGCUCCUUCAUCGGCUCUGCGCACACAUUCGGCACACUCACCGCUCUACCCAUCACAGGUUUCGUGUCAGACCGAUGGGGUCGCCGUACAUCUCUAGCCCUGAACGCAAUCAGCCGCGCUGUCCUGGGGUUGCUCCGCUCGUGGGUCAACGCCUACGUGCCCUUCACUCUUCUCCAGUUCCUUGAAGCUACGUUUGGUUCUGGAGUGUUCUCCUGCGCCUAUAUUCUCGUGAUGGAACUGCUGGGGCCACGACUACGCGUAGCAGGAGGUGCCGCAAUGAACACCUUCUUCUCCAUCGGCAACAUCUGCUGCGGCCUUCUCGCCUGGGCCGUGAACGACUGGCGGCGGCUCACGCAAGUCAUUUACAGCCCCAUGUUCAUCACCAUCUUCUACUUCUGGAUCAUCCCCGAGUCCGUCCGCUGGUACAUGAGCAAGGGAAGAUAUGAGGAAUCUGAAGCUGUGCUUAAAACAGCCGCGCGCGUCAACGGAGGGCGCUUAUCUGACAAAUCUUUACAAGCUUUGAGAGAGUCUGCUGAAGAAGAGAAGAGGAAAAAACCUACAGAAGAACUUGAAAAAGCUACUGAGCCUUGGUUAAUAGUUCAAGUGUUCAGACAUAAGCAGAUCUUGAUCCGCUGCAUAGUAUCACCUGUUUGGUGGGUGACAAACACUUUCAUUUACUACGGUCUGUCAAUCAAUGCUGUGAACAUGUCAGGGAAUCGUUACUUGAACUACGUGGCGGUGGCCGCGGUGGAGAUCCCUGGAUACUGGACGUCGAUGUUCCUGAUGGGGAAGAUCGGGAGAAAGCCGGUGCUGAUCGGAGCGUUCUGGGUGUGUGCUGCUUGCCAGGCGGCUUAUGUCUUCAUGCCGGCAAGUUACUACGGGCUAUCUCUGACAGUAUACCUGAUCGGCAAGUACGCCAUCGCGAUGGUGAUGACGGCGGUCUACGUGUACACCGCCGAACUGUACCCGACCAAGUAUCGCCACAGCCUGUUCGCUUUCUCCUCUAUGAUCGGUAGAAUUGGCUCUAUUCUGGCUCCUCUCACUCCUGCCAUGGCCGACUCAACAUUCGACGAGUUCCCAUUUGUGCUGUUCGGCUGUUUCGCGCUCGUGUCCGGGGCGCUGGUGUUCGUGACUCCGGAGACGCUUGGCACCACGCUUCCGGACACCAUGGACGAGGCUGAUAACAUUGGGAAGAAGCAGCCGAAAUAGA